AUGAAAACUUAUAUAUUUAGAUUGAAAGUUGAUAAUGCUUAAGAUCUUAAUGAUUCAAAGUUGUUAUGGUAAAACCAAGACAGCAAUACAAUUAACAUAGCUAAAUUAUAGUCUGUUUAUGACUAAGUAGUUUUUUUUUAAAUAAAGACAAAACCAAAUACAAUAAAGUAUUGGUAUAAGAAUUCUUAAUAAGAAGAGGAACAAUAGAGAAGAAAAAUUAAUUUAAAGGAUGGUCAUUAAAUCUAAAUUGAUAAAUUUAAUUGUUAUAAUGUAGUCUUAAAAUCCGAUAUUAAAUCGUAGGAUCAUUUACAAUAUACAUUUAUGUACUAAUAAAAUGAAUAGAGACGGAAAAUACUAUCUUUUAAUAAACAGAAUUUUAUUCAUGUACCUAAUUAAAAUAAAAAUCCUCAAUUUUUAGUUGAACAUUAAUAAUAAGAUUAAAAUUAUAUAGAAGUUUUAUUUGAUGUACUUUUAUCAAACAUACCUUAACUUGGAAACUCAAUUUUAUUGUAAAUCAAAGAAAAUGAUUUAGAAUAUUGUUUAUUUUAUGACUUUAGUCUAUAUAAAUCAGAAUAAAAUAUUUAAUUCAAAAUAUUAUAUAGGAAAUUAAUUGGGUCUGAUGAUAUCAUUUUUUAUAAAUAUUAAACUUUUGCAUAAGAAGUUGAAAAGCAAUCAACUAGAUUGGAUGAUCUUAUCUAAAAGUCUUAAAUAUUAGACGAAAAUGUAAAAUCUGUUAAUGAAUUAAAUUCUUAAUUCACAUAGAUUGGCAACUUUUUUUCAGUAAUUUACUAAUCAACGUAACAAACAAUAGAGUCAUAAAAUAUAUUUUCAACAUAAAUUAUAUAAAACUCAAGAAAAAAGUAAGAAUAGCAGUUUUGUCGAACCUAACAAAUAAAUAAAUAUGAUAAUGAAAAGAAAUAAAAUCUCUAACAAUAAUAAAAUAACUAAAUUAAAAAGGAUAUAGAAUUUAAUAAAAUUAAAGAAAAUUUCAAAACUUAGUAACAAGAUUUUCACCAAAGUGAUGAUGAAAAAUUAGAGUCUACAGCUCAGUUGUAACCAAUUAUCAUCGAUACUAAUAUGGAUAAACAAGACUAUCAGAAAUUAAUUUUAAAAAUAUAAGAAUAAGAUCAAAUGAUCAAAAGUUUAAAACAAGAUUACAACCAAUAAAUAUCCAAAUUAAUGUUAUCAAUUACAGAUUUGAACCUUUAAUUGAAAAAAGAAAAAGAAGAGAUUGAACAAUUAAAAUAAAAUAAUAGCUUAAAAUUUAUUUAGAAUUAUAGAAAUCGAAGACUCAAUACUAGUUAAUAUUUAUCUAAAUUAUAAUCUAAGUCAACAGUUUAAUUUAUGAACCUUAAUCCUGUUAUUUAGUAAGCAAAGAUUGAAAAUUUUAAAGAAUGUUAAUCAUUUAGAUAAACAAAUAAAAGUCUAAUUUAGAUUGAUUAAAAUUAAAAUAAUUAAAAAAAAAACAAAAUUAUAAUUAAGGAAGUGAAUAAUCAUAAUCAAUAAUUUAAAACUGAAAUUUGA
Messenger RNA from Paramecium pentaurelia, 1524 nucleotides. The record is from the annotation of a GenBank genome assembly. NCBI's taxonomy places the organism in Eukaryota, Ciliophora, Oligohymenophorea, Peniculida, Parameciidae.